Molecule: messenger RNA, 2241 nt
Organism: Naegleria lovaniensis
Lineage: Eukaryota; Heterolobosea; Eutetramitea; Acrasida; Naegleriidae
Exons: 5
Coding region: 1-2241 (746 amino acids)
Biological process (GO): microtubule-based movement
Molecular function (GO): microtubule binding; ATP binding; microtubule motor activity
Source: RefSeq, a predicted model, not a curated record
AUGGUUAAUACACCAGUUCAAGUUUGCGUCCGAACAAGACCUACUGCGUUUUUUGCGCAAGAUGUCAUUGUUCUUGAUGAAUCCAAAAAGACCAUUGACAUUAAAAAUAAGGGACGAAUUAAUGCAAAACAAAAUUCAGUCAAUUAUUUAGAAACUAAGAGAGAAGAUUAUUCUUUUAAGUUUGACAAGACGUUGCAUAACGUUUCCCAAGACUCUGUUUUUAAUGAAUGUGCCGCUGACAUUACGCAAGCAUUCCUUGAGGGCUAUAAUGGCACUGUCAUGGCUUAUGGUCAAACCGGUUCAGGAAAAACAUAUACAAUGAUUGGAGCACCCAAUAAUUACAAAAAUAGAGGGCUUAUUCCCCGAGUAAUUCAACAAGUUUUUGCCGACAUGUCAAACUAUCCCGAAAAAUCAUUUACUCUUCGAGUUUCCUACAUGGAAAUUUAUAAUGAGCAAUUGUUUGACUUGUUAUCCGACAUUAGUGACGCUCAGCUUGAGAAGGCAAACUCAGAUAACUAUGAGGACAACAUGGUCAUUAUGGAAGAUAAUAAGGGCAAUAUUAUGGUGAGAGGCCUCAAAUGUCACAUUGUCAAUAGUGAGGAAGAGGCUCUUAGUAUGCUGUUCGAAGGAGAAACAAACAGAGCCAUUUGUGAACACCAGUUAAAUAAGGCUUCCACCAGAUCCCAUUGUAUUUUUACAUUGUAUUUAGAGGCAAGAAGCCGAGUCGAGUCAGAAGGUCAAGUGGUUCUCUCCAAGUUGAAUUUGGUUGACUUGGCAGGAAGUGAAAGAGUGAGCAAAACACACUCCAGCGGUUUGGUGUUGACAGAGGCCAAGUACAUUAACAAGUCACUCUCGUUUCUUGAACAAGUUGUGAUUGCUCUUGGAAAUCCUUCUAGAGAGCACAUCCCAUACAGACAAUCAAAAUUGACCUAUUUCCUUAAAGAUUCUUUGGGAGGCAACUGUAAAACUCUCAUGAUUGCAAACAUUUGGGGAGAGGAGCAACAUCUUGAAGAAACCGUUAGUACUCUCAAAUUUGCUACAAGAAUGAUGAGAGUAUCGAAUGAGGCAACCAUUAACGUUCACAUGAACCCUGAUGCGCUCAUUAAAAAGUAUGAAAAAGAAAUUAAGGAAUUGAAGCAAGAGUUAUCAAUGCAUGAUCAAUUGAGAGGAAUCAACCAAGCAAACUAUGAUCCUUACACAGAAGAGCAAAAAAUUGAACUUCGACGAGAAAUUAGAAGCUAUGUCAAUGGAGAAAUUGAUGAACUAGAAAUUAAAAACAUUAGAAGAAUUAAGGAGAUUUUUAGUCAAUUCAAGCUGAUGUUGAAGGAGGCGGCUUCCUUGUCCGAACAAGAAUCAAUUACUAACGCAUCAACAGCGAGAGAGAAACAGCAAACAGCUCCACCUUCCAACUUUGCAGGAAAGAUCCAUGAGGAAAAGAUUUAUGAUGAAAACGGUGUUGGUGAAGUGGAGAAUAAGGCUGGUUUUGGAGUUGGUGAAGCAAAACCAAAUGCUGAAUUCCAAAAAAGAACCAAGAGAUCCGCUGUCCCUGUUUCGGCAAGAGACAACGAGAAGUCCAUGAAUGUUUCGAUGAGCCAGAACUCGCUGUUGGAAACUGAUAGACCUAAAAAGAUCAAAAUGUCACGUAAUGAUGCUUUUGAAGAAUACAAGCGUACCGAGGGUAAAGCAUUGCAUGAAAAUAUUAAGGAAAAUAGUCAAACUCUUAAGGACAAAAAAUCAUUAUUUAGAAUUAUUACUCAAAGGUUGAACGAUACCAAGGCAGAAAUUGAUGAUUUCAAAUCUAAAAUCGAAAAGAAGCAAAUUGAGAAUGCUCAUAUGGGAGACGAUAUUGUGGACGAGGAAGAACUUCGUUGGUUCCAAGUGAUAAAGGAAAAGAAAGAAGUUUACAAACAAGUGUUUGAGGAACGAAAGAUGCUUAAAUCUGAAAUGGACUACAUUGAAAAAGCACUUGAGAAUUUACGACAAACUCUUAUUGCUAAUUUCCAAACUUUCUAUGACGACAAUUAUCAAGACCCUGCCGAAGAGCAAAAACCUCCCUUGUCUUCUCGCAGCUCUCGAAAAGAAGUUGAAGAAGAAGGAAAAGAGGAUGUUCUUGACGAAGGAGAAAAGUUUGAAAAACUGUGGUAUAACAAGCUCCAACAAGAAGACCCAGAAAGUCUUAAUUAUUACAUGGCCUACAAAAAAGCAGGUAAAGCAAAGAAAGUGACGAACAGAAAGUUUUGA